Molecule: messenger RNA, 405 nt
Organism: Theileria orientalis strain Shintoku
Lineage: Eukaryota; Apicomplexa; Aconoidasida; Piroplasmida; Theileriidae
Exons: 3
Coding region: 1-405 (134 amino acids)
Source: RefSeq, a predicted model, not a curated record
AUGAGGAAAACAAGUGCAAGGAACAAGGAAGAUAUGAAAAUUAUUUGCUCAACACAUAUAGCCAGUAAUAGGAAAAAAAUCGCCAAAAAGGAGAUGAAGAAGUUGCUUUCAUUUGGAGAAAGCACAGGGAGUAAAAAGAAGAAAGGAGAGAAGGAGAAAGGCAAAGAGGAUGGUCUAAAGAGGUGGGAAGUAAUUCUGGAAUUUGUGGCUGUCUAUAGUAUGAAUAUCGUGCCUAUAUCAAUGGCAGUAUUCAGCAUCGUUUUCUCAUUGGUUACAAUCAUGUUAAUCAUGAAUGUGUCAGGAGUAAAACCGUUUGGUGGUUCAUUCGGCUAUCACCAGGCAGUGCUUUUCAUAUCAGUGCUGGCAACACUGAGUACAGCAGUAACACUCAGAUAUCAAACUUAA